Molecule: messenger RNA, 816 nt
Organism: Penicillium verrucosum
Lineage: Eukaryota; Fungi; Ascomycota; Eurotiomycetes; Eurotiales; Aspergillaceae
Product: 40S ribosomal uS15 domain-containing protein
Exons: 6
Coding region: 1-699 (232 amino acids)
Biological process (GO): translation
Cellular component (GO): cytosolic small ribosomal subunit; ribosome; nucleolus
Molecular function (GO): structural constituent of ribosome; small ribosomal subunit rRNA binding
Source: RefSeq, a predicted model, not a curated record
AUGCGUUGUAUCAUCAUGUGGGAAGUCAACUCAAGUGCGAAAUUGGGAUUGUUGGUUGUUGAAGUUGGAACAAAAUUCGAAGGGAAACGAAGUGAAGUUUUGUCGAAGAAAAGAAAUAAGCGAAGCGCAUCACGCCCCAUCCUUCCCGCCCACACUCACACCCUCUCACUUCUUGAUUUUCGAUCUUUCAUCCACGCCGACAACCGACCAGAUUUCCUCCGCCGGACACAUCACCAAUCCAAAAUGGGUCGUCUUCACAGCAAGGGCAAGGGCAUUGCCUCUUCCGCCAUCCCCUACUCCCGCGCCGCCCCCGCGUGGCUCAAGACCACCCCCGACCAGGUUGUCGACCACAUCUGCAAGCUGGCCAAGAAGGGUGCCACUCCUUCCCAGAUCGGUGUUGUCCUCCGUGACUCCCACGGUGUUGCCCAGGUCAAGAUUGUUACUGGUAACAAGAUCCUCCGUAUCUUGAAGUCCAGCGGCCUCGCUCCCGAACUCCCCGAGGACCUUUACUUCCUGAUCAAGAAGGCCGUCGCUGUCCGCAAGCACCUUGAGCGUAACCGCAAGGACAAGGACUCCAAGUUCCGCCUGAUUCUGAUCGAGUCCCGCAUCCACCGUCUGUCUCGUUACUACAAGACCGUCGGUGUCCUGCCCCCCACCUGGCGCUACGAGAGCGCCACUGCCUCCACCCUUGUCGCAUAAGCGCAUUUUGGGAGGAUGAGUGGUUGACGGAGGGAACCCAUCGGAUCGUCGUGAUCGUCGUAUCUGAAGGGUCUAUCUUCUGCUAGAUACAACAAAAAAGAUUACGAUUAUUUGAUA